UUCGUUGAUGUGAUCCACCAAUACCUGCGUACCGGCACAAUACCUGCUGGUAGCUAUGGCCUCAACAACACGACUGAAGCCCACUUUUAGUCGAACAGAGAAAUCUUUGCGCCUCGUCUCUAACCAGAAUUUUUCGCAUAUGAAGAUUUUCAGUACUCAACACCGCUGCUGCUUUUCCGUAUAUUAUAGCAACAACAAGAUCUUGAUGCUCUGGAACCGGGCACAGUUUUUACUAGACUUUUCCAGCCUAUAUUAUAUUUUAUAUGACGGGCCGUAAAAUGUAAGAUACGUGUAAUGACUUGGCUAUUAUAUUCGGGCACGCAUUGACUGGAGCAAUGAGGGCUGUACCACACAGGCUACCAGAAUUGUGCGCCGGGGCGCCGUUGCAUUGGACCACGGCAGCCACAAAUCUCCAAUUACAAGCCAACCAGCUGGAACGAUAACCACAAACGAACACAUGUCGAUGAGCGCUUCUUCAAUGGUAUCACUUGGGUCCUUGGGUAUAUGUAGGACAGCAACCCGUUCGUACGAGUUCUCUCAUGAUUCGACCUCCCCACGUUUACCAAAACUGCUACCACAUUCUUCUUUUACUCGUUCUUUUCUUCUCCCGCCGCGGAAGGUGACAUCACUUGGAGCAACUUCGGUCGUAUUAGGAUACACUUCUCCACCCACUAACCAGAGUUGUGGGACAAAGUUACCAUCUAGAACAAACCAUAGAUCCCUGCAUAGCGAUCGAGCAUCACAUAUGAUAAGCUUGCUGCCGAAGCGCGACAGAAAGACAACAGGUUAGAGACCAUUCUUCCACUUUUUUCCUGUAUUACAGAAAACCCCAGAAUUUUAUCGCCGGCGUUUUGGUUGGUUUUAGCCUGAGGUUCUCUGAUUCCCAUCCGGAACACGGCAAACUUAAUGGUGUGGAACGUUGUUGACGACAUUCUAGCUUUUCGUCAACAGCAGACCGCGUGUACUGCCCAUUGAUUCAUCAAUUCAAUCAUUUCUCAUCGCCGCCACUGUCAGCGCCACGCACAAUCAUCUGCCGCAUUCAAAGCAUACGCUCAUAGGACCACCAUCAUGGCACAAUCAAAAUCGAGAACGAUAUUACCGAUCGCAUUCAUCAUCGCUCUCUUCUACGCUAUCAUAUUCUUUCACAGCUCAGGACGAUCUGCGGGCCCAAGCUUCGUUCGAAACUAUGACUUGCACGAGCAGGACAGCAUUCAACCCACUGAUCAAGUCUCACUGUCAACAGGCAAUCACGAUUUUGCCAUUGCCACAUUUCUGACAGGCCAGGCAAAAGACGACUCCUACUUCACUGCCACCCGAACCCUCGCCUACCAAGUCCUUCACGCGCCUUCCACAAAGAUCCGCAACUCGUCUAUCGCAUUCGUAGUCCUCUGCUCCGAGAGCUUGGAAGAAGACAAACGCGCUCAGCUUAGAGAAGAUGGUGCUAUCGUCGCCGAGGUCAAGGACAUCACUCUCAACUCGUGGAUCAAGGUCCAGGUUGACCGAUGGAAAGAGCAAUUCACUAAGCUCCGCGUUUUCGAAAUGACGCAGUACAGGCGAGUGCUGUACAUCGAUGCCGAUACCCUCAUCACGAAGCCCAUGGACGAUAUCUUCGCCGAACCCGAAGUCGCUUCGCUCGCGCCCACACUGUUUCACCGCAAAGACAAGAUCAAGGACGACGAGGCGGAGCUACCUAAAGAGUGGCUCUUUGCCGCUCGCUCGGAUAAUGCGUUCCUGGGAGAGCGCGACCAUCCUGUUCCACCGCUACAGACCAAUGUUCUUACCGCGGGGUUCUUUAUGGCUGCCCCCGACCAGAAGCUUUUCGAUCACUUCCUUUCUGUCAUUAAGCACGAGGGAAGGUUCGAUUCUUGGAGCAUGGAACAAAGCAUGUUGAACUACGUCUUCCGUCGCGAAGGUGCCAUGCCCUGGAGGGAGCUCAACUGGAGAUGGAGUGCCACAUGGCCGAGCGAAAAAGACCUGGAUAUGGGUGUGCACAGCUUGCACGAGAAGUUCUGGGUCACUGGACCUCAGAAGCUGACAGACAUGUGGAAGGCUCGUCGGGAUGAAAUGCUUCAGUUCUAUGGAGAGUCAUAGAUACUUGCUUGCUUCGUAAUCCUCCUUUAUUUGUUUGGUUGUUUUCGAUUCCUGUAAAGUUUAUUUUGCGCUUUGUUGCAUGGAGUGACGCCCCACAUAUGCUCUUCUCGGUUUUCUUCGGGCAGCUCGCCUGUUUCCCUCGGUUCUUGUCUAAUCGCUUUCGGCGUUCAUGAUAUCGGGACGGUACGUUUGAAUUGGAGUAUUAAGCCUAAUUUUUCCCAGUUUUAUGGUGUUCUUACCUACCAAAUUUCAGAGCGGAUUACAUACACGCGAAGGAAGGAAAGAGUUCAGCUGACAGAUUUGUGGUCGCCGAGCAUCAAUACUCAACUCGGAGAGAAACACACUCCAAAACUUGUCUCU
Periconia digitata is the source of this 2451-nucleotide messenger RNA. The record is from the annotation of a GenBank genome assembly. NCBI's taxonomy places the organism in Eukaryota, Fungi, Ascomycota, Dothideomycetes, Pleosporales, Periconiaceae.